Neltuma alba is the source of this 2293-nucleotide messenger RNA. RefSeq lists its product as uncharacterized. The transcript is spliced from 5 exons. Lineage: Eukaryota; Viridiplantae; Streptophyta; Magnoliopsida; Fabales; Fabaceae. Gene Ontology annotation, biological process: lipid catabolic process. The coding region runs from base 800 to 2143 and encodes 447 amino acids. The record is from RefSeq and is a predicted model, not a curated record.
AAUUAUUCCAACGAAUUGAUUCCAGAAGCUUACUUUGACUUGUAGGUGCAGGUCCGUCUCGACUUUGUCUUAUUAUCCUUCUCUUCUUCUUCUAAUUGAUCGUUUAUUACGUCUUCCUGUUCCAGUUUCUCGAUGUAAUUCCUCGAAGAAGUCAAGAACUUAGAACCCAAAGCUAUCAAUUUUUCUAUUGCGCUCAGAGCAUUAUCAUUUUCCUACUCAACAAGUAUAAUUCAAUAGCUGCAUAUCUUUAGGCUUUUGCUAGCGAUGAUCCUUGCUCAUAGUCCCCAAGAGUAAACGAAUUUAUCGAAUUCUUCGCUCCUUAUAUUUCUCCAGAAUUGUCUGCCCUUGUUCUUGGCAUUUUCAUUUGCUGGUCGCUCGUUUGUUGCGGAAUUUUAUUUUAUUUCAUAUUCAAGUUCUCACAGGAUGGGAAUCUUGUCAUAUGUUUAGGUGCUUUACUUCACCUCAACGCUUGCAUUUGAGUACAUAUAUUUUCAUAUUGACACCUUAAGUUUCGUAUAUCAGUCCUUAUUGUUCAUAUAUGGAGCCAUUCUUCACUUAAUUUUCUUCCCUAUAAUUGACAUAGUUGCUGCCUGUCAUCUGCCUUCAUAUCCUGAAAUCCGCACCCUUCACUUUCCAUAAGAAAAAAAUCCUGUAGCUUUUCUAUUGAUUAGUUCCUGAUCCAGUUCUAUUGGUAUAGACUUAAUUCUUGAAACGCACCGGUUUCUAUUAUUGUUUACAUAUCUUCUGUUUGGCUCUACCGGUUGUACCAUCUCUCAGAAUGCUAGCAUCGUAGGCAUUGAUGUCAAUUAUCUGUGGGCUUCCUAUACUUGAGUGUGUUUAUUGUCUGGGAUGUGCUCGCUGGGCUUGGCAGAAAUGUCUCUAUACCGCUGGCUAUGAGAGUGAAAACUGGGGUCUAGCUUGUGCGGAGGAAUUUGAACCCGUGCCCCGAAUUUGUCGUCUCAUCUUAGCUGUCUAUGAAGAUGAUAUUCGUAACCCUGUGUGGGCUCCCCCUGGGGGUUAUGGCAUCAAUCCUGACUGGGUAAUCUUACGUAAAGACUAUGGGGAUAACCAAGGUCGUGUUACUCCCUAUAUGAUAUACCUUGAUCAUGAUCAUGCUGAAAUUAUCCUGGCUGUUAGGGGACUCAAUUUAGCAGUGGAAAGUGAUUACGCAGUCUUGCUUGACAACAAACUGGGGCAAACAGGAUUUCACGGUGGUUAUGUCCACAACGGAUUAUUGAGAGCCGCGGAGUGGAUCUUUGAUGCAGAGUUCGAGGUUCUCAGGAAUCUGGCUGCAGAAAAUCCUACAUACACGCUGAUAUUUAGUGGGCAUUCCCUAGGGGCCGGGGUGGUGGCAUUGUUGACAUUGAUGGCACUUCAUAACCAAGACAAACUGGACAUAGAAAGAAACAGGAUAAAAUGCUAUGCUAUAGCUCCUGCUCGGUGUGUGUCUCUCAAUUUGGCUGUAAGAUACGCAGAUGUUAUCUAUUCUGUCGUACUCCAGGAUGAUUUUUUACCACGGACAACCACUGCUUUAGCAGAUGUUUUCAAGUCACUCUUUUGUUUGCCCUGUCUGUUGUGCCUGAUGUGCUUGAAAGAUACUUGCACAAUGGAGGAAAAGAUGCUCAGGGAUCCGAGGCGGCUAUAUGCACCUGGUCGUCUUUAUCAUAUUGUUGAGCGAAAGCCCUUCAGGGCGGGAAGAUUUCCACCUGUUGUACGGACAGCAGUGCCUGUUGACGGGAGGUUCGAGCAUAUAGUUCUUUCUUGCAAUGCAACUUCAGACCAUGCCAUCAUUUGGAUAGAAAGAGAAGCCCAAAGGGCUCUUGAUUUAAUGCGAGAGAAAGAUCGGGCUAUGGAGAUCCCAGCAAAGCAGAGGAUGGAGCAGAAUGAGUCUCUGGCUAGGCACAGCCAAGAGUACGAGGCAGCGCUUCAGAGGGCCGUUGCUUUGGAUAUUCCUCAAGCAUACUCACCUACCUCAUAUGGAACAUUUCAUGAGGUUGAUGCGAGGGAGGAUUCUGCUAGUUCAAGUGGUAGGGUGUCCUCCUGGUCUUGUAAGAAACGAAAUGAUAGUUGGAAUGAUUUUGUUGAGCGUUUGUUUGAUAUGGAUGACUCUGGUCAUAUGGUGUUCAAGAAAACACAUCGAUAAAAUAUAGUUCUAUCUCCUAUAUGCUAGUGAAUAGAAACCAUUCUUUGCUUUUUUCUCUUUUGUCCAAGUGUAUAGAUAAUGUAAUUCCCGAUGAAUAUCCAAAAUUAGGACUCAUUUGAAAUGACUUAUAAGUGGGUUUUUUAAUCGUGA